CAGACCGACAAAAACGGGAGAGAUAACCGAAAGAAGGAGCGACUCCGGUGAACGCAACGCCGCAGCUCCGGGCUCCUCCAGUGGAGAGACUGUCCGCAUCUGUCCAACGCCACCAGAGCAACACAAGACAGGCGAGGAAGGGAAGAGUCCAGUGGGUGAUCUGUUUAUAUGUAGAUGUCUGUAUGCAUGAAAAGGAAAUUACUCAAAAAUCCAAGCACGGGGUGUUUGCGCAGACGGAGAGGCGGAAGAGGGCUCCAGACUCACCGAAGGAAACCCCUGCGAUAAGUGGGAUACAGCAACAUGAAACAUCAUAAUGUGUCUGAAGAGGAGCAAGCAAAGAGCCCGCAAAGAGAAUUGUGUCAAUAAAUUGCUUUUGGGCAGAAGGGAAAGGUGGAAAGAAAAGCGCGCAUAGGAAAAAGGGAAGGAAAACUCCGGAUCGACGCGACAGGGCGCACGGCACUCCAUCACCAGGACUCACGGGUUUUUUUUCUGUCCCAUGUUGAUGGCACACUGAAACAUGGGACACAAGUCAUUUUCUUUCUUUUUAUUUUUUUUAUCAACACUUUGUCUUUGUUGGUGAAGCUUUUGGUGAUUUUUUCCCCUGUACAUUCAAUGAUCAAAAACUGCCAAAACCCUCAGAGGUGCAGUUUUCCUGUGGUUGGCUUCUGCAAACAGACAAUAGGAUCAAUUUGACACAUUUUGACAACAUUUGGCUAUUGGCACUGUGAAUCUUUGUCACAAUUACACUGUCAAACAAAGACUCUAGCUGAAUGCACUGUGAUUUAUAAGCUAUUUCUCACAGAAACUUGCUGAUUGCAUAAAAAAGUAUCCCACAAAAGGCCGCAACAACAAAAAAGAGAAGAGGCCAUUUGUUUCAAUCUAAUAAUCUCAUUGCCAAACACUUGCGCAAUUACAGCAGCGUGCACACAGAAGUUUCAUGCAUAUGCGCAUCCUGCAGUGCGUAAUGCUCUGACAAACUUUUGGACGCAAUAAGUUCUGCAAAGUGCGCACAUUCUCCUCGGUUCUUUUUGGUGCAGGAAACUUUUGUGCACUGAUGCUGUUCUAGCCUAAAGAUUUGGAGUAUGUGGGGCGCACGCUGGCACACGCUGGGGGCCUGGUCCUGGGACAGUUUGAGCGUGGCACAGGAGGCUACAUGAGGCUGACACACUCCUCCUCUUCUUCAAAUCUGCGAAGAAUCCAAAUCUGCAGCUGGGAGGGGGCGAUAUCUGCAGAAGAAUAACCCGAGAGGCUGAGACAGAGGUUACUCCGCUGCUGUCUCCUCCCCUACCGUCCUCCAAGAGCUGGGGGAAUGCGCACAACAUCUCAGAGAGGAAAAGGAGACGCGCAAAAGGGGAAACUGAGUCCCCAGGAAAGAUCAACACAUUUGAAUUGGUGAAAUAUGGCCGAGAAUGUGUUGGAGACGGGUCCGCCUUCAGCCAAGAGGCCAAAGCUGUCUUCUCCAGCUCUGUCCCUGUCGACCAGUGAUGGAAAUGAUUUUGGUUCACUCUUUGACCUGGAGCACGACCUCCCAGACGAGCUGAUCAACUCCUCAGAUCUGGGAAUAACCAACGGCGGAGACUCCAUCCAGCUUCAUAACAGCGUUGGGGGACAUGGAACUGGACUCGGCCUUGUUGGAGGCCAGGAGACUGCCACUAAACAUAAACAACUCUCUGAACUGUUGCGCAUUGGUGCGUCAGGACAGCAGAGCGGUCCUGCACCUAACAGCAUAGGACCAGGAGCUCCCCCGAGUAUGGGGGGAGUUGGUGUCUCAGUCGGAGCUCAAGCUCAACAGCAGCCAGGACUAAUGCAGCAGGUUAACGUGGCUGGUGGUAUGGGAGCUCAUAAUAGACCCACCAUGAUGGGAGCGCAAAAGGUCCACGCUGGACAGCAGCAACAGCAAGGAUUGAUGGGGGGUCAUCUCAUGAAUGGGUCACCACGGAUGAGCUAUCUGGGCACUGCUGGCAUGGGUAGUAAUGGUAAUCUGUUAGCUGAAACCCUUCAACAACAACAAGGGGGACAAAUGGGCACCUUGACUCAGCCAGGAAUUAGACCGCAGCAACCUGAAGCACUGAAAAAGAUGAAUAUGAUGACCAAUGCUGGCCCCUAUGGUGGGCCGUAUGGUCAGUCAGCGGGCCAAGGCCUGGCUGGAGCAGGACUGGGUUCACAGCUUCAGGCCAAGGCAGGACUGUCCAACAGUUUGCCUACACAGUUCCUCGACAAAAAGCCGGUGGGAGCAGGCAUGCCUGGGAUGGUCUCCCAUCAGCAGUCUGCCACAGUUGGAGGCGUCCCUAUUGGGCCAGGAGCCCUACAGGUCGGUCUUGGUGCAGGAGGAACAGGCCCCGGUGUUGGAGCUCCCACGGCAGACCCUGAAAAGCGAAAGCUAAUACAACAGCAACUGGUCCUUUUACUUCAUGCGCAUAAGUGCCAGAGAAGGGAACAAGCCAACGGAGAAGUACGACAUUGUAACUUACCCCACUGUCGCACCAUGAAGAAUGUGUUGAACCACAUGACCCAUUGCCAGGCGGGCAAGUCUUGCCAGGUGGCCCACUGUGCCUCAUCCAGACAGAUUAUCUCUCACUGGAAGAAUUGCACUCGCCAUGACUGUCCUGUGUGCCUUCCAUUGAAAAAUGCGGGCGAUAAGCGGAAUCAGCAGUCUGCCCUUAAUAAUGCUGGGGUGAGUUUGGUGAACUCCUUAGGUCCAGGUGUCCAAGGUGGACAGACCAACUCUCCAAAUGUCAAUCCUGCAAGCCAAAUAGAUCCCAGUUCCAUUGAACGAGCUUAUGCUGCCCUUGGUCUCCCGUACCAGGGCAAUCAGAUACCACAAGCCAACAUGCCAAACCAGGGGCUUCAGAACCAGCCUGGGAUAAGACCUUUGAAUUCAAUGGGAGGAAAUUCUACUGGAGUGAAUGGAGUUAUGGGGCUACAGCAGUCGAAUCCAAUACAACAGGCCAGUGUCUUACCAAACAACAUGUUGCAAAAUAGUCUGAUUGCGCAAAGUUUGAUGAAUGAUGGUGCGGGAAACCUGGGUUCAAUCCCAACCACAGCUAAUCCAUCUUCAGCCAGUAUAAGCAAGCCCUGGCAUGAAGACAUCACCCAAGAUCUUCGCAAUCAUCUUGUUCAUAAGCUUGUGCAAGCUAUCUUUCCUACCCCUGACCCGGCUGCACUGAAGGACCGUAGAAUGGAAAAUUUAGUGGCUUAUGCGCGUAAAGUAGAAGGCGACAUGUAUGAGUCUGCAAACACAAGGGCUGAGUACUAUCACCUUCUGGCAGAAAAGAUUUAUAAGAUUCAAAAGGAACUUGAAGAAAAGAGACGAACGCGACUUCAGAAACAAGGCAUGAUGCCUGGUCAGCCAGGGAUUUCACAGGGUCCUCCAAACAUGGGCCAUGCCCCCAUGGCUCAGGGUCAACCUCCAAAUGGUCCUCAUGCCGAUCACUCGAUGGUCAGACCACCUGGACCCAAUCAGAUUAUUAAUAGACUGCAAAACCCAGCAGCAAUGAACCAGUUCAGUCAAAUGGGGAUGCAAACAAUGGGUCAAAGGUCUACGCCUCCUCUUUCACAUAAUCCACCAAUGAAUCAGAUGAGCAUGUCCCAAAUGAGAAUGGGUCAGCCCAAUGCCACACAGUUACAAAACCAGUACCUCUCUUCACCUCAGUUCCCUGGGUCAAGUCCAGGCCUUGGUUCUGCUGGACUGAACCAGUCUGGGGUGCAAAUGUCAAUGCAAAACCAAAUGUCAACAACGCCUUCAAUCCCUGCCAGUAGCCCUGUAGCACAACCUACUCCCCCUGGCCCCUUGGCGUCUGCUGGUGUUAACAAUGCUGUGCCUCACCCCAGCCUCCCUCCAUUGUCCGCUCCAAACCAGGCCAAUGCCAACCCCCACUGUGCAGCUGUGCCCACUAAUUCGCCCUCACCAGCACAAAGCCUAACGCCACAGCCUCACCAAACUCCCCCGAUGUUAUCUGGCUCUCAGACACCCACGCCUCACUCUCCUCGCACACCUCAGAUGCCUCAAACACAGCAGCUGCAACAGGUUUUACAGUCUACGUCAGAACAAGCACCGAAUGCUGACAAAACCUCUCAGCCCCAGCUACUGGGAGGGAUGGCCCCACCAACACCGAGCCUCCAGGACAGUCUGACAGCUGCAGCCCCAACAGAGAAUCCUCUAGUGUCUUUACAACCACCAAAAACUCCUCUUUCACCCAAGGCUGCACAGACCACAGAAGAUCAAGAAUCCUCACAAGCUUCAGAUGGGAUCAACACUGAAUCAUACUCUCAGUCUCCUACCACAGACGACCAAGCCCCCGAUCAGGAAGAUGCUAAAACUGAAGUUGCCAAAAAGGAAGAUCCAGACAAGGAAGAGGCUGAAACUGAAGAGGAGGACAAAAUGGACACAGGCAAAGGACAGCCUAAUGUGAAGACAGAAGAGAAAUCAGCUAUAAAGAAGGAGAUGCCGUCUGGAGAUGAAUGCAAAAACGAGUCAAUGGAAACAACUUUGUCUGUGUCUACCACGGGAGCAGAAAGUGAGGACAAGAAGCCAGAGGUUAAGAAGGAGCCAAAACAGGAAGAGGAGAGUUCAGGGUCAAUGGCCAACAGUAGCUCCCCAGCCAGCACGCAAAGCAAAAAGAAAGUUUUUAAGCCAGAGGAGUUGCGUCAGGCUCUGAUGCCCACUCUUGAGGCUUUGUACCGGCAGGACCCGGAGUCUUUACCUUUUCGUCAGCCGGUGGACCCCCAGUUACUGGGAAUACCCGACUACUUUGACAUAGUGAAGAACCCUAUGGACUUGUCAACUAUCAAGCGGAAGCUGGAUACGGGACAAUACCAAGAGCCGUGGCAAUAUGUGGAGGAUAUCUGGCUGAUGUUCAAUAACGCUUGGCUUUAUAACCGCAAGACGUCCCGUGUUUACAAGUACUGCUCCAAGCUCGCCGAGGUGUUUGAGAUGGAGAUAGAUCCUGUCAUGCAGGGUCUUGGAUACUGUUGUGGGAGGAAGUUUGAGUUUUCCCCCCAAACACUAUGCUGCUAUGGAAAGCAAUUAUGCACCAUUCAACGUGACGCUGCUUACUUUAGCUACCAGAACAGGUACCACUUCUGUGAGAAGUGUUUCAACGAAAUCCAAGGUGAAAGUGUUUCCCUGGGGGACGACCCCUCUCAGCCACAGACGUCUAUAAACAAAGACCAGUUUCAACGCAAGAAGAAUGACACUCUUGACCCUGAGUUGUUUGUGGAAUGUAUGGAUUGCGGUCGAAAAAUGCACCAGAUCUGUGUCUUGCACAAUGAAACCAUUUGGCCAACAGGUUUUGUUUGUGACGAGUGCCUUAAAAAGGUUAAUAAGACACGGAAAGAAAACAAAUAUGCAGCCAAAAGACUUCCUCAGACUAAAUUGGGGAAUUUUUUGGAGACAAAAGUGAACGACUACCUCAAAAGACAGAAUCAUCCUGAAUCAGGAGAGGUCACCAUUCGUGUGGUGCACGUCUCUGACAAGGUGGUGGAGGUCAAACCUGGCAUGAAGUCCAGGUUUGUUGAUAGUGGAGAGAUGGCGGAGUCUUUCCCGUAUAGAACAAAAGCUCUGUUUGCCUUUGAGGAGAUUGACGGGGCGGAGGUAUGCUUUUUUGGCAUGCACGUCCAGGAGUAUGGAUCAGACUGCCCCCCUCCAAAUCAAAGAAGGGUUUACAUCUCAUAUCUGGACAGUGUGCACUUCUUUAAACCUCGUCACCUCAGGACCGCUGUAUACUACGAGAUUCUUAUAGGCUACCUGGAGUAUGUCAAGAGAAUGGGGUAUACAACGGGACAUAUCUGGGCUUGUCCUCCCAGUGAAGGCGAUGAUUACAUCUUUCACUGUCACCCAGCUGACCAGAAAAUCCCUAAGCCAAAACGUCUUCAGGAGUGGUACAAGAAGAUGCUGGACAAGGCUGUUGCAGAACGCAUUGUGCAUGAUUACAAGGACAUUUUCAAGCAGGCGACAGAAGAUCGACUGACCAGUGCUAAGGAACUUCCGUACUUUGAAGGAGAUUUCUGGCCCAAUGUUCUAGAGGAAAGUAUCAAAGAGCUGGAACAAGAAGAGGAAGAGCGAAAAAGGGAAGAGAAUAGUACCUCUAAUGAGAUUACAGAUGCUGCAACUGGCGACAGUAAGAAUGCCAAAAAGAAAAACAAUAAAAAGACGAGCAAGAACAAAAGCAGCCUGAGCCGAGCAAACAAGAAAAAGGCGGGGAUGCCCAGUGUUUCCAAUGACCUCUCCCAGAAACUAUAUGCCACUAUGGAGAAACACAAAGAGGUAUUUUUUGUCAUUCGUCUAAUUGCCGGACCCACUGCCAAUUCAUUGCCUCCGAUCACCGACCCAGACCCCCUGAUGGCCUGUGACUUGAUGGAUGGGCGGGAUGCUUUUCUCACCCUGGCCAGAGACAAACACCUGGAGUUUAGCUCUCUUCGAAGAUCCAAGUGGAGCUCCAUGUGCAUGCUGGUGGAGCUGCACAACCAGAGUCAGGACCGCUUUGUCUACACCUGCAAUGAAUGCAAACACCACGUGGAGACUCGAUUCCACUGCACUGUCUGUGAGGACUAUGACCUGUGCAUCAGUUGCUACCACACUAAAGGCCACGAGCACAAGAUGGAUAAACUGGGGCUUGGACUGGACGAUGACAGUAACAACCAGGCAGCUGCUACCACCCAAAACCCUGGAGACUCCCGCCGCCUCAGCAUCCAGCGCUGCAUCCAGUCAUUAGUCCAUGCAUGCCAGUGUCGAAAUGCUAACUGUUCUCUGCCAUCCUGUCAGAAGAUGAAGCGUGUUGUUCAGCACACAAAGGGAUGCAAGCGGAAAACCAACGGGGGUUGUCCUAUAUGCAAGCAGCUCAUAGCUCUUUGCUGCUACCAUGCCAAACACUGUCAAGAGAACAAGUGUCCCGUCCCAUUUUGCUUAAACAUUAAACAAAAGCUCCGGCAGCAACAGUUGCAGCACAGACUGCAGCAGGCACAGAUGCUCAGAAGGCGAAUGGCCAGCAUGCAGCGAGUGGGCCAGCCCACAGGAGGACCACCUGGUGCCCCUGUAGGUCUCCCAUCACCAGGACACAAUAACACAGCACCCAGCACUCCCACAUCUGGAGGCACUCAGCCUCCUACUCCUCAGACCCCCACACACCACAUGCAGCAGGGUCUACCACAGGGGGUGGGCUCAGCGCCUGGUGUGCCGCAGCCUGGGAGACUAGCCUCUCAGGGCGGCAUGGUACCACAGCAGCACCACGUGCAACAUCAGUUUCCUCAGAUGAGUGGUGCGUCUGGGCCAGGGGGCAUCAUGAACUCUCCUCAGCAUCAGAAUGGAGCUGUAAACUCGCCCCAGCAGCAGCUCAACACUUAUGCUGGCAGACCUCCAGGCUCUUCCCCCAUCCAUCAGUCCCAGGGCAAACCUGGCCUUGGCACUGCCACACCACCCCAACAAAAGCAGCAAGGGGGCGCUAUGACAACUGAUAUUGGUCAGCCACAGAAUCAGCCCGUCCUGCAGCAGCAGCCCUCUUCAGGACCACCACCAGCUGCAGUAGAAAUCGCUAUGAAGAUUCAGCAAGUAGCAGAUGCGCAAAGAAAAAUGGCACUGCAGAGACAGGCACAGGCCGCCACGAGCAUGAUGCCCUCACCUGGACACCAUCAACAGGCUCAGAGCCAGCAAAUGACCAUGGGAAACCCCUCUGCAGCCGUGAUGGGUGCGCCUCCUCAAAAUCCAGCAGCAGCUGCAGCCCGAGCGCACAUAGAUCCACAGCGGGCCCAAGCAGGGAUGGUGGGAGGGCAAAUGCAGCACUUUCAGCAGGGUAAUAUGCCCACUCAGCUACAACAACAAAGAAUGACUGCUCCACUGCAAAACAACUCCCAGCAGCAGGUAUGGACAGGACAAGGUAUGGCACCCCAAAGGCCGAUGAUGAAUCAGAUGGGCCAUCCUGGCAUGAUGGCUGCCCAGCAGCAGCCAAUGCAGCAGCCGCAGCCGCAAAUGCAAAUGCAGCAACAGCCAAUGCAGCAGCAGCAAAUGCAGCAGCAGCAGCAGCAAAUGCAGCAGAUGCAGCAGCAGCAGCAGCAGCAAAUGCAGCAGCAGCAGCAGCCAAUGCAGCAGCAGCAGCCGCCAAUGCAGCAGCCGCCGCCAAUGCAGCAGCAGCCAAUGCAGCAGCAGCAAAUGCAGCAGCCGCAAAUGCAACAGCCGCAAAUGCAGCAGCAGCAGCCUCUCAUGAACAUGGCUCCACAACAGCAAGGCACUGCAGGGGCCAUCCCAGGAGCUGCUGGAGUCUUAGGAAAUCCUGGAGGAAACAUUCCACAGGGUGCCUUGCAGGACCUGCUCCGCACACUGCGCUCUCCAAGCUCUCCUCUUCAGCAGCAGCAGGUUCUCAACAUUCUUCGAUCCAAUCCUCAGCUCAUGGCUGCCUUUAUCAAGCAAAGGGCCUCCAAAUACAAAGGUGGGCCAGGAGGUCUCCCAGGAGUACCAGACCAACCAGGGGGACCAGUUGGAAACAGUGUUACAGGAGGUGGCCCCCAGAUGACCAUAAAUGUUCCAAGUCAGCCUGGGAUGCACAUGGGAGGAGGACAGAAUGUCAACAUGGCUGCCAUGGCACAGCUCCAGCAACAGCAACAAAUGCAUCAACCAAGACCAAUGGUCAGCAACCUGCAGCCGCAGCCGGUGGGGGCGAAGGGAAUUCCGGGUCAGAGUCCACAGAUUGCCAACCUCAACAAUCCCCAAUUCAGAGAAAUGCUCAUGAGGCGACAGUUACAGCAGCAGCAGCAACAACAACAACAGCAGCAGCAACAACAACAACAGCAGCAGCAUCAACAGCAGCAUCAACAGCAGCAUCAACAACAACAACCACCACCACCGCAUAAUCAACAACAGAUGGGAAUGAACCACAGUCAGUUUCAUCAGUCUCCACAGCCGCAGGGCUACAUGAACCAGCCUGGGAUGCAGUCCACUGGUCAGAACUACCCAAUCCCUUCUCAGCAACAGGCAACAGCAGCCCUACAGCAGAGGCUACAGCACCAGCUGCAGAUGCAGCAGCAGAGUGCCAUGGGUGAUGGGGGGCCAGGUGGGGGGCCAAUGGGUGUCCCUCAGCAGCCGCAGGGUCCACAGGGUCCGCAGGGUGGCCCGCCGCCAUCUCAGGUGCUGCUCCAGCAGGCCCUUCACCAGAGACUUCUCCAACAACAGCAGACCCUUGGCCCCGGUGGGUCCCCUGUCCCGCACAGUGGCCCCAUGAGUCCCCAGCAGCCGUCUCCACAUCCUCAUUUGCAGGGACAGGCGCUGCCGACGUCUCUGGCUAACCAAGUCCGCUCCCCUCAGCCCUCUCCCAGACCUCAGUCACAGCCCCCACACUCGAGCCCAUCCCCACGCCUGCAGCCCCAGCCCUCCCCUCAUCACAUCUCACCUCAGGUACAAACGGGGUCCCCGCACCCCACCCACCUGAACCAUCACCCUGGGAUGGGCCCCCCACCACAGCAGCAGCAGCCAAACCAGCAUCCACAGAACUCAAUGGAUCAGUUUGGGACAGACCAAAACGCUAUGUUGUCCCAGCUGAAUAGUAUGGCUGGGCUUCACGGGACAGGGGCCACUGGUUAGGACCCUCUGGGCCAAAACACGAACCACAACCCUUUAGACUUCAUGUAGGAACUCUACUGAACUAGGAGCUCUGCGCACAAAACUGCACUCACCAGGACAGUAUUUUUGUUUUACUUAGCCUUUUUAUACUAUUAAAUGUUAUUUAAGAUGUUUUCAAUAAAGAUGCAUUGAUCAGAACUUCCUAUGGGAGAUGAACAAUAAAGAAACCCGUCUUUAAGUAGGUUAAAAUAAAUGAAACGUAAGUUAUUGUUAAUAUAUUUUUGUUAUAUAUUAUGAACAAAGUGGACAGUGGUUUGUGUAGCACCAUCCACCUGCACAUCUACAGAUUACAAAAGGAGUUAUUUUUGGGGAGCGGGUGGUUAAUAAGUACUUGCCUUUUUAAGCAAGUAUUUUUAAGAUAUUAAACUUGGACAAGAAUUUAAGAAUUGAUUUAAUCAAAUAACCUUUUUUUUUUUUUUCUCUCAGUCUGUUUUUAUUUGACAGAGUGAGGUGAGAUUAUCAAUGUAAUUUCAAACGUGAUGCAUAUCUUUUUACACUUGUUUUUGUUAGCUUUAUUUAUUUAUUUUUUUUAAAUUUGGUGUCACAAGUGUUGUGUACCCUGAGACUGCUACACUUUGUAUAGAUAUAUAUAUAUUUUUGUUACUGUUACUGAGGUGGGGGUUAGUGGAUAUUUCUUUACACUUAAGAUAUAUUUAGAUGAGUUGAGAAUAAAUUACCUGUCAGUGUUUUACUGCAGCUUUUGGUCUGCUGAAUUCUCAGAUGCAUCAGGAUGCCAAGUUUUCUGUCAUGCCUACACGUGGAGCCCUCUCCCCCGAAUGUGUGCACUCUUUCCUUUAAGGACACUUAACGUGGAGCAAUGGAGCCCUGGGGAGGGGGGAUGCAAACCUGUGUGCCUGUACCGUUUUCAGAGCAUGGGCUGGGACGUGGAUUAGAACGUUUUAGUGUUUUAAACUAUUCUGCUGUUUUCAAUGAACUGCAGAGUUUGAUCCAAAUUAACUGUGUUGCACAGAACUGAGGGGAAAGAUGAGGUGUUGGUGAAGAACUCACUUUCUGCCUUGAUACUUGCUGCUUCCUUUUGGACUCUGAACCGCCCUCCAGCCCCUUAUCCUCCUCUGUCCCCACCUCAUUUGCAUCUGCUAUGAGUUUAAUUUAACUUUUGAUUUUUUUACUGUAAAAAGUAAACUGUGGAUUUAAGUCAUGUUUUUUUAUAAUAAAAUUAAAAUGU
Messenger RNA from Periophthalmus magnuspinnatus, 10793 nucleotides. RefSeq names its product E1A binding protein p300 b (gene ep300b). Bases 1400 to 9568 code for a protein of 2722 amino acids. Gene Ontology annotation, molecular function: zinc ion binding; protein binding; chromatin DNA binding. Gene Ontology annotation, biological process: positive regulation of transcription by RNA polymerase II. The transcript has 30 exons. NCBI's taxonomy places the organism in Eukaryota, Metazoa, Chordata, Actinopteri, Gobiiformes, Gobiidae. The record is from RefSeq and is a predicted model, not a curated record. Gene Ontology annotation, cellular component: nucleus; histone acetyltransferase complex; transcription regulator complex.